This is a messenger RNA of Magnolia sinica, 2505 nucleotides long. RefSeq names its product YTH domain-containing protein ECT2-like. Gene Ontology annotation, biological process: mRNA destabilization. Gene Ontology annotation, molecular function: mRNA binding. Gene Ontology annotation, cellular component: cytoplasm. The transcript is spliced from 8 exons. Bases 82 to 2136 code for a protein of 684 amino acids. The record is from RefSeq and is a predicted model, not a curated record. NCBI's taxonomy places the organism in Eukaryota, Viridiplantae, Streptophyta, Magnoliopsida, Magnoliales, Magnoliaceae.
UCUCUCUCGAAAGUGAAUAGGAAAACGCCUCUCGGGACUCAGAUUCCUUAGCUCUUCUUCUGCCGCAGGGAUCUUCAAUUGAUGGAAGCAAUUCAACAACAAGUAGCGGAUCGAAUCGUCUCAGCUGACUCUAACGAGGAACUUAACAUAUUGACAUUGGACAACGAAGAAAAACCUGCUGAUGUGGAGAAAUUUAAGGAACAGCUUCUUUCUGCUAAAGACGAGAGGAUGGUGUCUCCUAAUGGUUCGCACAAUGCAACUGCCACAGGUCCUUCAAGGGAUACAACAGGACGGCUGGGAUCGUUGAGUGUAGGUCGAGAUCAUAAUACCGUUUAUGCACCUAAUGCCUAUGCCCCUCAGGCACAAACAGUUUACUAUGGAGGUUACGAGAAUGCUACCAGUGACUGGGAAGAAUAUCCUCACUACAUAAAUGCGGAAGGCAUGGAGAUCGGAUCUCCAGGAAUGUAUGAAAAUCCGUCUCUUCUUUUUCAUACCGGCUAUGGAUACAGUCCUCAAAUGCCAUAUGGACCUUAUUCUCCACUUACACCGCCUCUGCCUUCGGUAAGAGGAGAUGGCCAGCUGUACUGUCCACCGCAAACCCAUUUCGUGGCUCCUUAUUACUACCAGCAACCAGUUCCUCCUAGCAUGCCAUAUGUAACUUAUCCGACUCCCAUGUCACAGGCUGAGCUAUCAAUGCCGGCUGGGAUCGAUCAACAUGGCACUUUUCUUUCUGAUUCUCCCAAUUCUAGUGGAGUUCUGUUUGGACCACGACCUGGUUAUUAUGGGUCUUUUGGUAAGGGAAGUUUUGCUGGAAGUUCUGGUAACCCUGCUGUCUAUGAGUUGUGGCAAGGAUUUGAUGGGUUCGGAUCUGGUGGACCUUGGUCAGAUUGGUCAAAAUCCUCCGAAGGGCAGAGGUCUUUAACUCCGUUGCCAUCACCAGUGGCUUCACCACAACCGAUUGGCACAGUGGGGUCAUUUGGGCACAACGGCGCACCUUUAGCUUCUGGAAUGGCUUCUCUGCAACAGAGACCGUUGCAUGGAUUUGGAUCUGCGACAAGCUACAGCAACAGAGGCUUCUCACAUGAGGGAGUGUAUCAUCAAGGCAUGAAUUUUGGAGGGUCCAUAUCUGGUAUUGGACUCAAUGACCGGAGCUGGAUUGCGAUGGAUAAGGGUGGGCGACGAGGAAGGGGCAGUGGUUCUUUGUGCAGCUGCAAUGGCACGAUGGACAUUCUCAGCGAGCAAAACAAAGGUCCGAGGGCGUCGAGGACAAAAAAUUCAACCUUGGAACACAAUUGGUCUGUUGAUGGUAAAUGGGGUGCAUCUCCUAAGGCCGACAAAGAGUCAUAUAAUCGACCCGAUUUUGUCACAGAGUACAAGGAUGCCAAGUUUUUCAUAAUAAAAUCAUACAGUGAAGAUAAUGUGCACAAGAGUAUUAAGUACAGUGUCUGGGCCAGCACAUCGGGUGGAAACAGGAGGUUAGAUGCUGCUUAUCGUGAGUCCAAGGUGAAAGAAGGCGCUUGUCCUGUCUUCCUUCUGUUCUCGGUAAAUGCCAGUGCGCAGUUCUGUGGGGUGGCUGAGAUGGUGGGACCAGUAGAUUUUGAUAAGAGUGUUGAUUAUUGGCAGCAAGACAAGUGGACCGGCCAGUUCCCAGUCAAAUGGCAUGUUAUAAAGGAUGUCCCCAACAGCCAGUUCCGUCAUAUUACCCUUGAAAAUAAUGAAAACAAGCCCGUCACCAACAGCAGGGACACUCAGGAGGUGGGAUUGGAACAGGGGCUAGAGAUGUUGAACAUCUUCAAGAACUAUGAAGCAGACAUGUCCAUCCUUGAUGACUUCGGUUUCUAUGAGGAUAGGCAGAAAGCCAUGCAGGAGAGGAAGGCCAGGCAGCAAGCCCAGCAAGCCGACCUGAUGCCAAUAACAGCAUCCACAGGCAAUGGGCACCGGAAUCCUGUGCCUGUAUCUGGCGAUUUAAUAAAGCAGAUGUCGAAGAGCUUCACACAGGCGGUUCGAUUGGAAGAUAGUAGUAAAGUCGACCCGGCCAUUGAAAAGGCAGGAUCUACUGCUGCCAGGACUCCUACAGGGGCCAAGGCUGAAGAUCUGGCAAAUACAGGGGCGGACGCACCAUUGCAGGGCAGUUAGGUUGCAUUUGGUGGGAUAUCUCGGGCAGGCAGGUCAGUCCAACCCCACGUCAUCUGCCACAUAUAUGAAUUGGGUCCAAGGACGGAGGGUUACGGUAUGGGUCUGAUUGCUCGAGCCAGCGAAGGUUGCGGUGUUGCCCAAUAUAAACAUCUCUUGCCCAAUAUAUACAUCUCUUUUCAAGCGGCAGCGCCAUGUAUAAUUAUGGUGGUUCCCCUUCCUCUGGUUAUAGUGUUAGAGUUUUCAUUUUCACUCUCUCUCCCUCUUUGUUUUUUCUUUCUUUUUUUUUUUCCCUUGAAGGAAAGCAGUCAUUUGGAGGUCCCAUUGUAAAAUUCAGAAGCAGAUAAUAAGCAAUGCAUUGAGGUUUUUUUU